Molecule: messenger RNA, 1371 nt
Organism: Penicillium salamii
Lineage: Eukaryota; Fungi; Ascomycota; Eurotiomycetes; Eurotiales; Aspergillaceae
Source: the annotation of a GenBank genome assembly
AUGCAACCAAAUCACUACGACUUUUUGGGUCAGGUGCGCGAGCCUAGAGCCGCAAGUCGGAUGACGCGCGAUGGCCAGCCGCUGCGAGAUCACAGUGGUCAGCCUCAGCCAUCCGGUGCGGCGCCCAUGAGAUCAGAGGAUUCUUGGAUCGAUGUAUCCUCACAGCCAUCCACUUCCUCCUUCUCCUCGGCCGCAACCACGGAUGAUAUUAUAACAACUGGACUACGAGUCGAGCAAGGAGGCUCGGCAGCUUAUCGACACCGUAAUCGCCGACGCCGGCUCCAACAUCUAGCUGCAAUCACCACAGCACAGGUUGACUAUUCAUCGCGAGACGCUAGCCAUGCCAGCAGCAGCCAAGAAGAAUAUGAAGAAAGCGAAAGCGAGUCCGAUCGAGUACUCAGCAGCUCAAAUGAAGAUAUGAACCAUCCAACAAUCCCAGCUGCUAUUGCACUUCGAUCUCCACUACCUUCGUCGAGUUCAGAUGCUACAUCUAGCGACGAUGAAGAUGACACCUCUACUGCCCUAGGGAUGGGCAUAAGCCCAUCACCCUUUGUCCCUCAACCCAGCAUAUUCACGCAUCCUCCCCCCACAUCAAAUCCAUCAUCCAAUCAUGCACCCAACCCUCGACGUGCCCAUUCCGAUGUUCCAGCUGCUUCGAACCGCCGUUCAGCUCCUCGAAGAGAAUCUUACCCCAAUCCAAGAUCUCCCCGGCGGUCUCAAUACCAGCACAGCCCGUACAAUAUGAUUUCACCCUCUCACCAUGCUGACCAUGAUGCCGCUCUCCGCGCUAGUCUGUCAACUCUGCUUUCAUGUGCUGCCGCUGCCCGAGGAUUACCAAAGCACGAUAGCCAACCCCCACAAGCUGCACCAACAAGAGGCGCUCGACCUGCUUCUUUCCGACUUGUUGGGGAGUCAGUCGCCAUGGGAGAAGAGAGCGACAACGAGGAGACCUCUGCACCACAGUACCCAGAACCGGUCCCUUCCGCAGGUGCCCCAAGACAUCUUCGGGCACCAACAGUGGCAUCUGGGCCGGCCGCAGCAAAAGCAAAACGACGGUCAAGUUCGCCUAAAGACCGCAGUGUAGUUUCAAAGAAAAGCCGGCGCGCAAGCAUGGCCGACUCAGCAACCCCGGUCAGUCCCACUAUAAUGACCUGGGUCAUCAGUGCCGGUGUGGUCGUACUGUUUUCGGCUAUCAGCUUCUCAGCCGGAUACAUGCUCGGUCGUGAGGUGGGACGAACGGAAGUCGGCAUGAUGAGCGAUGGUACUCCAGUCCCUCGCCCCUCAACUAGUUGUGGACAGGAAGCCGUCAGAGGCGGACUUCGAAAAUUGCGUUGGGGUUCGGCGGCCGCAGGAACAGCCAGCCUUGCAUAA